This is a messenger RNA of Patiria miniata (bat star), 1010 nucleotides long. RefSeq lists its product as uncharacterized. The transcript has 5 exons. The record is from RefSeq and is a predicted model, not a curated record. NCBI's taxonomy places the organism in Eukaryota, Metazoa, Echinodermata, Asteroidea, Valvatida, Asterinidae. Bases 192 to 755 code for a protein of 187 amino acids.
CAAAAAUGUCACCGUCUUUAGCUGCAUACUCCCCACUUUCAUAAUUGUUUUUAUUGACAAUGAACACUGAACACGAGCGAUUUCGCAAUAGGCUGCCUCGCAAAUGUUUCUCAUGAAGGGAGUUCACCCAUUACGCAGUCAGGCCUACGCCGGCUCUAAAUAUAAACGCUAUAAAAGCACUGUUGAUCUGGAUGCAUUCAUGUUCUGCCUGUCAGAGCCUUUUCAUCACAAGUUGCUUGAACGGACCUCUAGAUUGCAACUGCGCCAUGGGGAAACUUUGGGCCCAGAUUCUGAUGCUCCUUCUUGCUAUGGCAAUCGCUGGGUCCGCCCUGAAGUGUAAUUUCUGCCACAGCAUUUUUGUCCCGAAUCCCGAAUGCAAGAAAGCUGGGACCGAGUCCAAAUUUCUUGUGGAAUGCCCAGCCCAGCCGGAAGGCUACGUCACACGCUGCGGAAAAGCUGACGGUAUUUUGAGUACCAAAACCGGCCGAGGACUUAUCAACAUGAAAGACUUUGAACUGGAGUGUUCAAACGUCAAGUCCAGCCAUGUCCCCGAGAACAAGUGCUACGUGGACAACGAGGCCAUUCCUUGGUUUUACGAGACCUUGGACCCCGCAUCCCGAUCCUAUGCUGAGUCACUCUCACUCAACGUCGAGUUCAAGGGAACCGUUUGCUUCUGCGAUACCGAUGGAUGUAACGCAGCCUUCCCACAUCGACACCACAUACAAAAACGAAUGCUGACAGACAGGCACAGAUAGGCACCAGGCUAUUCGCCAUUUCCAAACGUGUCCAAAAUUUUUGGAUAGAAAAUAAUGAUCCAAUACAGAGAGCAGGUAGUGGUGGGAGCGUACUGCUCUACACCCCGAGAACGUGGUUGCCCGCUCACUUCUCUCCGCAAUGGACUACAGAACAAGGAUGCAGCCGACAUUGCUCCAGUGAGCUCAACCUUGUUAAAGGUAGAGUACGCCUUUGGUAAUCAAGGGCGGAUCCAGAACACAAUUUUUUUGGGGGGG